Messenger RNA from Psammomys obesus (fat sand rat), 1254 nucleotides. RefSeq lists its product as uncharacterized. The coding region runs from base 80 to 1144 and encodes 354 amino acids. NCBI's taxonomy places the organism in Eukaryota, Metazoa, Chordata, Mammalia, Rodentia, Muridae. The transcript has 11 exons. The record is from RefSeq and is a predicted model, not a curated record.
GCUGGAGAAAUGGCUGCCUCCCUGCCCCAGGGCUAAUGUUCCUGUGUAGGAGGCAACAAUUGGUGUAGCUCCUCAGAUCAUGGCCACAGACCUCCACACUGACUGCAUGGGCUUGAAGCGGCCUCUCCCGAGACGUCGCCUAGCACAAAGCCCUCACCAACAGCCACAGCCUGAGGCCAAGUCAGCAUCCCCGCCCAAGGCCUCAAGCGCAUUCCCUCCAAGGUCCAACGCCUACCUGAUUAUAGGCUUGCAAAAUGAGCUGAUAAAACGUGGAAUCUUGAAGAACAUGAGCGACUAUGAGGAUUUCUGGAAGCUGGUUCAGGAGAAAACUCCUGGAGAGGAAAUUAAAGAGAAGCUCCAGAAGAUAAAAUUAAAGUUGAUGAAUCCCAGGCCCUGGCUGCCAGCUGCUUCCAGGAAACAGGAAACCGGGAAGCCAGUCAGCGCCGAUCAGGACAGUGGGGCACGCCAGGAGACACAGAGUCUGCUUUCUCGACUCACAGAAUGGAGGAAAAGGUGCCAACAGCAUGAAGCGUCCCGGAGGCUGCAGCAAGGACCUGAGGAAAGCAAGAGUAUGUGUAAGACAAAGAUGGAUUCCCGAGGCAAGAUAUAUCUUAGUCGGUUGUACCAGAUGUAUUCCAGAUCCCUCGCUAACAUGGAAUUCUCCAGAAGACUGCUGGAGAGAGACGGCUGCUUUGCAGACAUGCACGCUGAGCACGGAGCUGGAGGUCUGGCGGAUUACAUGGUCCCAAGUGGACUUUUACAGGCAGAUGCUCCCCCCAGAGAAACGGAGGUGGACGACCCCCUGGCCCCCGACCGGCAGCUUCGAGCACCACCUGCCCUCCGGUUUCGGUUUCUGAAGUUCGAAAGCCCAGGAAGUCCACAGAGAAGUUCCCCCCUGAAGACAGGAAGACACCAAGUGACCCUGUGCGGCAUGAGCAAGCUUUCAGAGCAGGAGAGGGCCACAAUUGCUCCUGCCCAGAUGACCACAGAGCCUGUGAGGAGCAAACCUGCUCCUGCCAGGGUGAGCCCAGACCCCAGGCCUGCAGUACCCCUGACCCUGGAACAUAUGAUCCAGACCCAUCCUGUGGUGGAGGUUAAGACAGCAGCGAGCCAAUACUGGGUAAACUAUGUGGAUGAAGAAUAAGAUUUUAUAUGGCCACUAGCUGAAGAAAAUCCAAACAGGAAAGGACAACUUUCCUUUUCUUUGGUUCAACAUUACCGUAUGCAGCGGGGUAAAGCUAUAAAAAGAUGUGC